AUGGCUGCACACGGUGCAAGACUGGGCAUCGAAAGCCUAAGCACUCCAUCUCCCUUGCCGUCGGAAAAUGCCAAUGGUCACCCACCGCUGGCGCUGGACGACCUGCGCCUUCUGCACCACUGGCUCAAGGUCGACGCAGCCCUGUUCGAGGAUCAAGAUGCCGAGUCCGGGAGACGAGAGCGGGACGAACAAGUCGAACUGGCAUUCGCACACCCUUACUUGAUGCACACCAUCCUGUCCCUGGCCGCUCUUGAACUGUUCCAUCGGGAACCGGAGAAGCGCGAAUAUUACUACCAGGCAUCUUCUCACAACCUUGCUGCGCUCAGCCAUGUCCGGCCAAACAUCACUCAAUCCAGUCGGGAACACAGCCAGCCUCUGUUCAUUUUCUCGGCGUUUACGUCGUUGUACGCAUUCGCGGAGCCUCCGUUGCGCCUGCAUGCUGGGCACACACAGUCCUGCGAGGACACUCUGAACGAUCUGUUCCAGGCCUUUCGUAUGGGACGAGGCAUCCUCGCAGUCAUGAGUUCGAACGAAAAGCACCUGAGAGAAGCCGGCAAACCGAACGGAGAGAUCUGGCCCGACGAGACUGACGGGGUCAUGCCAACACUUGAAUCUGAUUACCCUCAGCUCCAAGUGCUUUUGGCCCUCGUAGACGGCCGCUUUGAUGGAGACCACAGGACUGCGGUCCAUGAAGCUGUUGUCAGAUUGUUCGCCAUUAUGUCACUGCUUCAGCGCCGCCCUGCGAAUCAUUCCAGUGCCAGACUGAUACAAACAUGGACGAUGCAUGUGGACACAUCUCUCAUCAAUCUGUGGGAGGCACAGGAGCCGGUUGCUCUGAUCAUUUUGGCUCAUUACGCAAUACUCUUCUCUGAGCCCAGCGCUUUCAUACCAGAGUGGUCGCUGGCGGAAGAAAAAGUCUAUCCAGAUGAGCGGUCGAACCUUGAGGACCUCGUGCUGUCGUUCAGCCUUGGUGGAAGAGCGUACAUCGAUCGAAACCUAGCAUACAUCGAGUUGAGCAUAGUCAUUGCUGCGCUGGUGCUUUAUUUCGAGUGGAGCCUGGAUGGAGAGAAGCAUGGUGGCGAUAGGGGGAUGGAGAUCGUCGAGCGCUCGAAUGUCAAUCCAGAAGAACUGUGGGUGGAUACGAGGCCACUGGAUAAGUAG
Molecule: messenger RNA, 1161 nt
Organism: Saxophila tyrrhenica
Lineage: Eukaryota; Fungi; Ascomycota; Dothideomycetes; Mycosphaerellales; Extremaceae
Exons: 3
Coding region: 1-1161 (386 amino acids)
Biological process (GO): regulation of transcription by RNA polymerase II
Molecular function (GO): DNA-binding transcription activator activity, RNA polymerase II-specific; monooxygenase activity; oxidoreductase activity, acting on paired donors, with incorporation or reduction of molecular oxygen
Source: RefSeq, a predicted model, not a curated record